ACAGACGUGAUUUAUUUACAGGCUGGACAACGAGCUCUCUUCCAUUCUACCAAUGUGAUAAUGGCCUCCACCGGCAUACCAGACUCAGGACUGCUUCUGCCAGCAGUAUUAGUGUCAGGCCAAAGUUCCACAUCAACCACAGGAAGCCCGAUUGCCACCACCGUAGCCACAACAACCACCAGCACUGCCAACCCACCCUCCACAGCCAUGACCUCUGGAGCCACAGCAACCACCACGACUACCCAGCCCCCCACAUCUAGCAACUCUGUAGCCACAGCAACCACUACCACCCAAUCUGCAACUAUCAUCACCACUUCUGGGGGCACAGGGGCCUCUACCUCCCAGCCGCCUACCCUCACCACAUCUGGAGGCACAACAACCAUCCAGCCUUCAUCCUCUACCACCUCUGGAGCCACAACAACCUCAACCACCACCACUAUCCAGCCCCCCACCUCUACCACCUUAGUAACCGCAGCAACCACUACCACCGAAUCCCCAACCAUGUCCACCACCUCCGGAAGCACAUCAGUCUCUGCCGCCCAGUCCCCCACCACCACUACCUCUGGAAGCACAGCAACCACCCAGCCUUCAACCUCUAGCACCUCUGGAGCCACAACAACCUCAACCACCACCCAGUCCCUUAUGACGACCACCUUUGUUGGUACGGCAUUCACCACAACUACAACAACAUCCGGAGGCUCAGCAUCCACCACCACCCAUUCCCCCACAACGACAACCAACACAUCAUCCACCAUCAACACUCACUCAUCCUCCACCACCACCUCUGGAGUCUCAGCAUCCACCACCACCCAGUCCCCAACGUCCUCUACCACACCUGGAGUCAUAGCCACUACCACCACACAACCCUCUACUAUGUCUGGAGACAUACCAAAUACUACCAUUCAAUCCCCCACUACCAUUACCACCUCCGGAGACAUAGCAAUCACCACUACCAUCCAGUCCCCCACAACCACUACCAAUUCCGGAGCCACAACAUCCACCAUCACCCAGUCCCCCACUACCUCUAUCACUUCUGGUGGCAUAGCAACUGCCAACACCCAAUUCCACACAACCACUACCAACUCUGGAGGCAUAGCUCACACCUCCAACAGCCAGCCCCCCACAACCACUACCGCUUCUGGAGACUCAGCAUACACAACCAUCCAGUCUCCCUUAACCUCUUCUACCUCAGGAGGCGCAGCAAUCACCACUACCAACACUCAGUCACCCUCCACCACCACCUCUGAAGUCUCAGCAUCUACCACCACCUUGUCCCACACAUCCUCUAUCACAUCUGGAGUCAUAGAAACUACCACCACCCAAUCCCCCAUCACCACUACCAACUCUGGAGGCAUACCAACGGUCAUUACCAUCCAGCCACCCACAACCAACACCCCUUCUGGAAACUCAGCCUCCACGACCACCUAUUCUCCCGCAAGCUCUGCUACCUCAGGAGGCACAGCAAUCACCACUACCACCACUCAGUCAUCCACCACCAACACUCAGUCAUCCUCCACCACCACCUCUGGAGUCUCAGCAUCCACUAACACCCAGUCCCCCACAUCCUCUAUCACAUCUGGAGUCAUAACAACUACCACCAUCCAAUCCCCCACCACCACUACCACCUCCAGAGGCAUAGCAAUCACCACCACCCAAUCCCCCACCACCACAACCACCUCCGGCAUAGCAAUUACAGCUACUACUCAGUUCCCCAAAACCACCAGCACAACAACCACUGCCAAUUUUGCAUUUUCAACUUCUAUGACCUCUUCUAAUUCAAUUAGUGCUACUAAUUCAGGAACCACCUCUGCCUCCUCUACAGUUGGUUCAAUAGCCGUGACCAAGUCCAGCACCAACAUGACAACCCCAAGUGGGACCAGUUCAUCCUCCAUGAUGCCAGGUGCUGGUUCUUUAACCUCAAUGAUGUCCACCAACGAGUCAUCAAACUCCACUGGUAGCAUGCCUGGUAUGAAUGGAAUCACUACAUCCAAUUCCAUCUCAACGAGUAUGAUAAACUGCCCCUCAUUCAUCUGUAACUACUCAUACUGCUACACAAUGUACACCAGUCAGAAUGCCACUUCAUGUGCUGCUGGUGCCUAUUGUCAGCUAAUAAGGCAGACGGACAUGUGGUACACUGUUAGCUGUAGCGCCUCUUGUGCUGAUAGCUGCGUCAACACCUCUCAGACCAACUGCUCUGUGAACUGCUGCAAUUCUACUGGCUGCCUCGAAGGCAGUUUUGUAUCCAUGAUGAUGAAAACAACCACAGUAUUAACAACAACAACAACAACAACAACAACAACAACAACCAAACCAGUCAGUACAAUGACUGCCACCAGUCCAGCAAACAAUGGAAACAAAUGCCAUCAAGGUGUAUGUACUGGCAAAGGUUGCUACACAGUUUUUAAAAAUGCAGCGCUCCAAACAUGUUCCCCCUCGCACAAACACUGUCAGCUGAAAAAGGAGACCGUUCCGGGAGACUCCACGUUCCAGUGGACAGCAGGCUGCAUUGCCAGCUGCUCUGGCCAAACCCCAUGCAAGGCCACUGCUCAACCUCCAUGUCAUCUAGAGUGCUGCAUGGCCAUGAAGACCUCCUGCCUAUGGUUAAAUGGUACGCUGAAUGUCUCCUCUUUCGCCACAAGAGGUCCUCAUCUUCACAAAGAAUUGAUUGCUUGCUUACUUUGCCUGCUUGCCAUCACUUUAAUACUGUGA
Messenger RNA from Xiphias gladius (swordfish), 2709 nucleotides. Its product is annotated as mucin-5AC-like. The transcript has 9 exons. Lineage: Eukaryota; Metazoa; Chordata; Actinopteri; Istiophoriformes; Xiphiidae. The record is from RefSeq and is a predicted model, not a curated record. Bases 61 to 2709 code for a protein of 882 amino acids.